This is a messenger RNA of Etheostoma cragini (Arkansas darter), 1306 nucleotides long. It is a transcript of the gene gar1, whose product is annotated as GAR1 homolog, ribonucleoprotein. NCBI's taxonomy places the organism in Eukaryota, Metazoa, Chordata, Actinopteri, Perciformes, Percidae. Gene Ontology annotation, cellular component: box H/ACA snoRNP complex. Bases 105 to 782 code for a protein of 225 amino acids. The record is from RefSeq and is a predicted model, not a curated record. Gene Ontology annotation, molecular function: box H/ACA snoRNA binding. Gene Ontology annotation, biological process: ribosome biogenesis; snoRNA guided rRNA pseudouridine synthesis. The transcript is spliced from 7 exons.
AAACGUCUUUACGGCAGCCCUUGGUCACACGUGUUGUCAUCGCAUGGAAGUCUUUCGGAGUAAAUAGCUGAAGCAAGCCGAUCACAUCUAGGAUUUGAAGAAACAUGUCUUUCAGAGGAGGAGGUGGACGAGGAGGGAGAGGAGGUGGAGGAUUUAACCGAGGUGGAGGAGGCAGAGGAGGAGGUGGAUUCGGAGGAGGCCGAGGAGGAGGUGGAUUUGGAGGAGGAAGAGGAGGUGGAUUUGGACGUGGUGGUGGGAGAGGUGGUUUUAAUAGACAACAAGACUACGGUCCUCCAGAGUAUGUCGUCGCACUGGGAGAGUUUGUGCAUCCAUGUGAAGAUGACAUUGUGUGCAAGUGUACGACAGAGGAAAGCAAAGUUCCCUACUUCAAUGCCCCCGUCUACUUGGAAAACAAGGAGCAGAUCGGGAAAGUGGAUGAGAUAUUUGGCCAGCUCCGGGACUUUUAUUUUUCAGUAAAACUUUCAGAAAACAUGAAGGCGUCUUCAUUUAAGAAACUGCAGAAGUUUUAUAUAGAUCCAAUGAAGCUUCUCCCGCUGCAGCGGUUCCUCCCCAGGCCGCCGGGAGAGAAGGGUCCGCCAAGAGGAGGCCGAGGGGGUCGAGGUGGAGGAAGAGGCGGUGGUCGUGGAGGUGGUUUCCGAGGCGGCCGGGGUGGAGGAUUUGGAGGCGGCCGGGGUGGAGGAUUUGGAGGUGGACGAGGAGGAGGAGGAGGCUUCAGAGGAAGAGGAGGCGGAGGAGGCCGUGGAUUCAGAGGCGGGAGAUGAUCCGACAGGGAUGGUCUGGUGUGACGGUGUCAUCCUUGUCUUCUGCUACAAGCAGAAAGACGGCAUUCUCUGCCAAUGCCUGUCCUGCUGGGCUUCGAACAUGGACAUUGCCUCUAUUUGUAGAACUUGAAUGGAUUUUUUCAUUCUUUUUUUUGUACCAGUUUUGAAUAUGUGAGGGAUCUUCAUUUCUAUUUAAAAGGUUCAUAAUCAUGCUUGCAUGCAACAUAAGGACCAUUCAGCCUGUUAGGGAGAGAUGUUGGGUCCUUUUGUGAACAAGCUUAUCAUUAUCCUCUGCUGAUUGCGUUCAAAUGUUUGGCCAUGACAGAUGUGUGUACUUUGAUCAAGAUUUCAAGAGAUACAUUCACAAACCUCCAUAUUCAUUUCCUCUGAUAUGGGGAAAUGUCUGGGAUAUCUUUUAUAUGCUGUUAGUAAAAACAAAAAUUUUAAUUCCCAUAAUUUGUCAUAUAUUAAGCAGAAUGUUGUCACAUUUCUGUUAAAGGCCUUGAUUAAAAGGUGCUUUGUAA